Molecule: messenger RNA, 1155 nt
Organism: Phaeoacremonium minimum UCRPA7
Lineage: Eukaryota; Fungi; Ascomycota; Sordariomycetes; Togniniales; Togniniaceae
Product: putative tyrosinase central domain-containing protein
Exons: 5
Coding region: 1-1155 (384 amino acids)
Molecular function (GO): oxidoreductase activity
Source: RefSeq, a predicted model, not a curated record
AUGAUGCGUCUUUCUUCUACUUUGGGCCUCAUCUUAUUCACCAGCCUUGCCGCGGCUGGAGUUUAUCCUCCCGAUGUUGUAGACCAGCUUCAAGAAACUGGGAUUGCCAAACUCAAGGACUACCUAGCAAAGAAUCCCGCCAAGAAUGGGUGCACAUUUGAAAAGGCUGUUAAGCGAAAGGAAUGGAGCGAUCUCACAAUAGAUGAAAGGAAGGAAUACACCAAAGCGGUCUUGUGCUUACAAUCGAAGCCCCCGAAGACCUCGGCACCAGGUGCCAAGAGCCGCUUCGAUGACUAUGUCGCUGUACACAUCCAAAUGACACCUCAAGUUCAUGGAUCUACGAGCUUCUUACCCUGGCAUCGGUACUAUGUGUGGCAUUACGAGAAUGCUCUCCGGGAAGAGUGUGGAUAUACAGGAUAUCAGCCCUAUUGGAACUGGGAUCGAUAUGCUAAGGAUCCCGUUAACUCACCUCUGUUCAAUGGAAAUGACUCCAGUAUGGGAGGCAAUGGAGAGAAAGUAGCACAUCAAGGAAUCCCUAUCCCUGGUGCUCCAGCACCAUACAACGUCAUUCCUCCUGCUGAUGGUGGCGGAUGUGUGACGAGUGGCCCAUUUAAGAACAUGUCUGUGAACCUGGGACCCAUGGCUGCGACUAUUCCGAACUUGAAGAGCAACCCGCGAUCAGACGGACUUGGUUACAAUCCGCGAUGCCUACGUCGAGACGUGAAUAAGAAUUCUGCUGCUGUCACCACGGCAAACUAUACCUACGACCUCAUCACCAAGAACAAUAAUGUUUACUGGUUCCAAACCGUCAUGGAGGGGCAGUUCAAUCUGGGUCAGUGGGGAGUCCACAGUGGAGGUCACUACACUGUGGGCGGUGACCCGGCAGGAGACUUCUUCGUGUCCCCCGGCGAUCCAGUCUUCUGGCUCCAUCACGGCAUGAUUGACAGGGUGUGGUGGAUCUGGCAGCUUCAAGAUUUGGCGACUCGGCUUACACAGGUUUCGAAGACCAUGACCAUGAAUAACAUGCCUCCAAGUCGCAACGGCACGUUAGAUGAUAAGUACGGUUUAGGGGUUCUGGCACCGGAGGUCGCUACGAGAGACAUGAUGGACACAAUGGGUGGACUUGAUGGCAAGUUAUGCUACAUCUAUGUUUGA